Messenger RNA from Phytophthora megakarya, 1824 nucleotides. Lineage: Eukaryota; Oomycota; Peronosporomycetes; Peronosporales; Peronosporaceae. The record is from the annotation of a GenBank genome assembly.
AUGGAGAACACGUCCCGUGAAAACGAAGUUCGACUCGACGUCAAGCGAGAUUUCAAGCAGGCGGCAGACUAUCUGACCUCCAAGACGUUGUUAUUCGGGAUAUCCUGUGUCCAAGAAGGCGGAGAACGUCAACACCUGGAACGAGUAUCCAAUAUUCAAGAGAAGUUGAUGAAGUCAGCAGAGACUUGCCCAGUCGCUAGUCACUCAGGGCUGGUGGCCAUCCAUGAUGAAGAGAAUUGUUCAGAUGUUCCUGGAUGUCUCUCUGCCCUGGAUGCCAUGGCAGCUCCGUUGCCAUAUGCAGCCAAAUUCCAGGUUGCCGUGACACGAGGUAGCGCCCGAGGCAGGCCAUUGAUCGUUUCACGCCUCGCCAGUUACGAAAGUCGCCAAGUCGCGGACUUAUUCGCUCUGGAUGCACAUGGUGUGCUGUAUCGGUUAGCUCCGCCCACGCGUGACAGAUCUCGAGAUGCCCAGGAUGAAUUGCGCCUGGUAAUACCAACUACCCUGAGAGAGGAUAUCCUGCACUACGCACAUGAAGAUUUUCAGAGUGGACACCAGGGCACCAACGAACUCACGAAGAGCUGCGUUCUGAAUUCUACUGACCCGGGAUGUAUGCUGACGUGGAGCGUCAUGUCAUGGAGUGUGUUGACUGCGCGAGUGUCAGAGCGAAGAAAUACUUUCCUCCUCUUGUUACAAGACAUGUUCUCAGGAUUGUGCAAACCGAUGUCAUCCACAACGGCAGAAAACGUAGCUGAGGUGUAUGAGGAACGGGUGUUCAAGAUGUUUGGCGCUUCAAAAAUGAUCUGCCACGAUCAAGACCCGAGGUUCAUGAGGAACUUCAAGGUAGCCGUCAAAGUUCACUCUGAGUUACCGACCUCAGGCAACGGGCAACAGGAACGUUCAGUCCAGACUGUCAUUCGGAGUGCUCGGGCGUAUGUCACUGAAGCAGACCAGUCAGAUUGGGAUGACCACGCCGAGCGGCUGAUGUUCGCCCUGAACACAUCGUUUGAUGCGACUCGCCUAGAUACACCAUUCUAUUUUGUCCAUGGUUGGCACGUUCAGGGCACUGUAUCCUCCAUGUUGGGACCUAAACCAUCCAGCCUCCCAGAAUGGACUGCGUAUGAACCGAGGAGAACGUUCCAGCUUGACUAUAGCUAUGCACGAGCUUGUGCUAAGGGCCUCCAGAAGAAAGAGAAACGCAUGAGAUUGGAAGCUCAGACUCAGAAGUGCAGAGAGCUCUCAGAGCGUUUGAAGUCUGGAUUCGAAAGGUGCGACGCAGUUUGGUUGUAUAUACCCAAGGUGCAACCAGGAUUGAGUCGUAAGCUGGCACACUCAUUGCAUGGCCCUUUCAGGAUUGACGAGGUUCACGAUGCUUUCUGGGUAAAGUUGAAGAUCGACGGAACCGGAUAUCGCGUACAUGUAAGUCGCCUUGAACCUAGGGCGUUAUUCCCGAAGAGACCUGUUGAUGAAGUCAUCCUGGAUGAUAACGACGACCUGGAUGUCGAACUGUUACCCGAGGAUAGUUGGGAAGCAGACAACCAGAACAAUGAGUAUGAGGUGGAGCGAAUCCUGGAUCUUCGAUGGACCAAAAGUACCCAAGGACUCGCUAGUAUCUUGUCAAGUGGAAAGGGUAUGUCGAUCCUGAAUGGAUACCACUGUCACAACUCAACUGUGGAGCCUUGUUGUACGAGUUCAACCAUGGAGCCAGGGCCUGAGCGCGUUUCAGGGCGAUGCAUGCGGGUGAUGACCAUCCUCAGAUCUAGUUGGGUUCAUUCGUCGAUCCUGGAUGGUCAACUGAAUCUUACUCAGACCGAUGAGUUUACGUGA